Messenger RNA from Camelina sativa (false flax), 1392 nucleotides. The record is from RefSeq and is a predicted model, not a curated record. NCBI's taxonomy places the organism in Eukaryota, Viridiplantae, Streptophyta, Magnoliopsida, Brassicales, Brassicaceae.
GCAACUGGGUUUAAUAAGCAGAUUCCUUAUGUUUUUCAUAGGAAACACUUUACCUACAAGUCUUUGGACUUUGGUGUUGUUCGAUUUAGUACGACAUGCAACAGUUAAAAAAGGACCUAUCCUAGCUAGCUUUUUAACAAAACAAUCUUCAAAAAUGCUCCAAAUAUCAGCGUUGAUUUAAAAUGUAUUUGGUGAGAGAACUCUGAUAUAAUAUAAUCUCCAUGUCAUAAUCUUGCCACUGAUACAAUUAAUAAGCCAGUUCUUCUUGUAAAAUCUCUUAUUAACCACAUUCCCAUCUCAUAUCUUAGUUACUAUCGGUGGGAGAUGAUGAGAUUUGAAGUUUCCCACCAAGAAAGAAGGAGCUUCUUAUAUAUUUUUUCAUGUACUAUAAGUUUAUCUGUAAAUACCUUUUCCUCUUUAUGGUGUUUUCUCUUUGCUUGCCGAUUCUUCUAGCUUCCUAGUUUCUCCUUUCUCAAGUUUUCUUAUAUUCUCUCCUACAUGUCUUCGCAUCCCUUCUCUCUCCCAUCCCAAGAAAUCUUUGAUUCUAUGAUUCUCUUUUCUCUUCAUCUUUAUAAUAACAUAUAUCUAUCACCUGAGACGGAACUUCUUCGCAACCAUUCUUUCUUUCCUCUAUCAAAUCCAAAGAACUACCUGAAGACUAUAUCUCUCUUUUUCUCUCAAAAGCUUUUCAACUACACGGAUAACGGAAACAAAAUGACUCACCGUAUAACUUCUCGAUGUUUCUCCAUCAUGCUUCUAUGUCUUCUAAUCACUUCACCUCUAGAUGUUAUAGCUCAGGGUCAGGGAGGACAAGGUGAUAUACCAGUUGUUAAUCCUACAGCUCCCGGUGGUAGCACCACCACACCAACCAUAACCCAGCCAUCACCGCCUACCUCAACAUUCCCAGGUCCAACUACACCAACAACUACACCAACUGGAGGUUAUCCACCACUUGAUGGUACCACACCAACCGGUGGUUACCCGCCACUUGAUGGCACCUCACCUCCAGGUGGUGGUGGUGAUGUUGGUGGUGGUUACGGUGGUGGUAAUGCACCUGGUGGAGGUGGUGACACUGGUGCAGGUGGAGGAGGUGGCGGCGGUUAUGGUGGUGGUGCACCUGGUGGCGGAGGAGGAGGUGACACCGGUGCAGGAGGUGGUGGUGCAACUGGUGGUGGUGGUGGUGGUGGUGACACUGGUGCAGGGGGAAGUGGCCAGUGGUGUAUAGCGAAAGCAAAUGCUUCGCCAACAUCAUUACAGGUGGCUUUGGAUUACGCAUGUGGGUAUGGAGGAGCUGAUUGUGGCCAGAUCCAACAAGGUGCAGCCUGUUACGAGCCUAACACUAUUCGUGAUCAUGCUUCCUUUGCUUUCAAUAGUUAUUACCAGAAGCAUCCU